CUUCACAUUCUUCUUGUCCAAAAAACGUUAACCAUCUCUAUCCUAAGCUAAAUGUUGGAGGGUGUUCGUAGUGCAGUCCUUGAUCAAUGCAAGUGAAGGGAUUGGAUGAGGGAUGCUGCCACGUCACACCUGAUCGUCAGUGACUCCUUUGUAAUCAAACCGGCAGUGUACUAUAUUAUGUUAGUACGUAGUAGAUCAGUAGAUGCAGUGGAUGCAACGGUGCGCUGCCAAUCUGAUUCUAGGGUGAUCGUGUUUAGGCUAAACAUAUUAUGUUAGUAGGUAGUAGUAGAUUAGAAAUCUUCAGUGUACCUCCAGUUACAGGAGAGAAAGUGGCAUGGAGAAGAAUUGUGAGAUUCUCUGUCAUAGAUACGUAAGAGCCGGUACAGUAAAACACAUAAUUAAAUAUCAGGUCGGAAACGUGUCGCUGGUUUCUACUCCCUCCAUUUCAGAACGUAUUAACCUAUAAUUGAAUAAGACCCAUCCUAGAACAUGUCAUCCCAUUCUAGAUUGCUACAUUCUAGAAAGUAGGUAGUAUCUUUUAAGCUAAAGACAUAUUUAUGAGCGUGUAAGUAUAGUGUUGUGUGUAAUAACAUAUGUGCUUGUGUACUACCGUGUAAUCCAAAAAAAAAUGCUCUAGAGGUCAGGGUUCACAAUUCCGAUGAAAACCGGUCAAAUUCCGCAAAAUUUCGACGUUUUGACACGGUUUGGAAUUAAGUUUCGAUUAGAAUUUCGAAGGUUAAACAUUAGAUUUGGUCGAAAUUCAGUCGAAAUUUAUCAAAAACCGAUCAAAAUUUAUCGAAAACCGUGAUAUCGAUGUGGCUCGAAAUUUAGUGGUCAACCGGUAAUGUAAACCCUGCUAGAGGUGCCUCCUCUUGCUCUUCAAUACUCCAUAGAACAUUGCUAUGCUCAGAAACAUUUGAACACCUGAAAGUAAUGUUCAGAAAUCCGCUAACCCGCCAAACGCCUGAACCCAACCAAAGGCCCACGCCCAAUUGAACACUGGGCCGCGCGGCGCGCGCUCCGAAUUGCCCCGACCACCACGCCAACGCGCGAUGCGGCCAUGGCGGCCGCCGCCGACCGCCGUCGCCUCCCUCGCCCACCAAUGCUCCCUCCUCCUCCGCCGCCUCGCCGAGCGCCACUCGCCGGCCCCGACCUGCCCCUCCUCCUCCUUCCUCCGCGCCCUCCGCUGCCUCCACGCCCGCCUUCUCACCGCCGACCUCCUCCACGCCCCGUCCCACCCCCACCUCACCCUCCGCCUCAUCCACCUCUACACCCUCUCCCCCGACCUCGCCACCCCCGCGGCUCUCUUCCGCUCGGACCCCGACCCGGGCCCCGUCGCCGCCACCUCCCUCGUCGCCGCGCACGCCGCCGCCGGCCGCCUCCGGGACGCCGCCGCCUUCUUCGACGCCGUCCCGCCCGCCCGCCGCGACACCGUGCUCCACAACGCCAUGAUGUCCGCGUUCGCGAGGGCGUCCCUCGCCGCGCCCGCGGUCUCCGUGUUCCACGCCCUGCUGGGCUCCGGCUCACUCCGCCCCGACGAUUACUCCUUCACCGCGCUCAUCAGCGCCGUCGGCCAGAUGCACAACCUCGCCGCGCCACACUGCACGCAGCUGCACUGCUCCGUGCUCAAGUCCGGCGCGGCGGCUGUCUUGUCUGUGUCCAAUGCGCUCAUUGCUCUGUACAUGAAGUGCGACACGCCUGAGGCCUCCUGGGACGCACGGAAGGUGCUCGACGAAAUGCCGGAUAAGGAUGACCUCACAUGGACCACUAUGGUCGUCGGCUAUGUCAGGAGAGGCGAUGUCAAUGCUGCUAGAUCAGUUUUUGAGGAGGUUGAUGGUAAGUUUGAUGUCGUGUGGAAUGCGAUGAUCUCAGGGUAUGUCCAAUCGGGAAUGUGUGCAGACGCCUUUGAGCUAUUCAGGAGGAUGGUGUCGGAAAAGGUUCCGCUUGAUGAGUUCACUUUUACUAGCGUCCUGAGUGCGUGUGCAAAUGCUGGAUUCUUUGUGCAUGGGAAGUCAGUCCAUGGUCAGAUUAUUCGGUUACAGCCGAAUUUCGUUCCUGAGGCAGCAUUGCCUGUUAACAAUGCGUUAGUGACUUUGUACUCGAAGGGUGGAAAGAUUGUGAUUGCGAAGAGGAUAUUUGACACUAUGAAUCUGAAGGAUGUUGUUUCUUGGAACACCAUUUUGUCGGGAUACAUUGACAGCGGCUGUUUGGACAAAGCAGUUGAGGUAUUUAAGGUGAUGCCAUAUAAAAACGAUUUGUCAUGGAUGGUGAUGGUCUCAGGAUAUGUCCACGGAGGGCUUUCAGAAGAUGCUCUGAAACUGUUUAACCAGAUGAGAGCUGAGGAUGUCAAACCAUGCGACUACACCUAUGCGGGUGCAAUAGCUGCCUGUGGUGAACUUGGAGCGCUGAAGCAUGGAAGGCAGCUCCACGCACAUCUUGUACAGUGUGGAUUUGAGGCAAGCAAUUCUGCCGGAAAUGCACUUCUAACAAUGUAUGCCAAAUGUGGCGCUGUGAACGAUGCUCGUCUUGUGUUCCUUGUGAUGCCCAAUUUAGACUCUGUCUCGUGGAAUGCCAUGAUUUCAGCUCUUGGGCAACAUGGACACGGUAGAGAGGCACUUGAGCUAUUUGACCAGAUGGUUGCUGAAGGCAUAGAUCCUGACCGAAUUUCUUUCCUCACAAUUUUGACAGCAUGUAACCAUGCUGGUUUGGUAGAUGAAGGCUUCCAUUAUUUUGAGUCCAUGAAGAGGGACUUUGGCAUUAGUCCUGGAGAAGAUCAUUAUGCACGGCUGAUAGAUUUACUUGGUCGCUCUGGAAGAAUUGGAGAAGCUAGAGAUUUGAUCAAGACAAUGCCUUUUGAGCCUACCCCGUCCAUUUGGGAGGCGAUUCUCUCUGGCUGUCGGACUAAUGGAGAUAUGGAAUUUGGUGCUUAUGCAGCUGACCAGCUGUUUCGGAUGAUACCACAGCAUGAUGGAACAUACAUCCUACUGUCUAACACAUAUUCAGCUGCUGGACGUUGGGUCGAUGCUGCAAGAGUUAGAAAGCUAAUGCGUGAUCGUGGGGUCAAGAAGGAGCCUGGGUGCAGUUGGAUAGAAGUAGGAAGUAAAAUCCAUGUGUUUCUUGUUGGUGAUACAAAACAUCCAGAAGCACAGGAAGUCUACCAAUUCCUUGAAGUGAUUGGUGCUAGGAUGAGAAAGCUGGGAUAUGUUCCUGAUACAAAGUUUGUGUUGCAUGAUAUGGAGCCUCAUGAAAAGGAAUACAUAUUAUUUGCACAUAGUGAGAAGCUGGCAGUUGGAUUUGGACUUCUAAAGUUGCCUCCUGGAGCUACAGUUACUGUUUUAAAAAACUUGAGAAUAUGUGGUGACUGUCAUACUGCAAUGAUGUUCAUGUCAAAGGCGGUUGGACGGGAAAUUGUUGUUAGAGAUGUCAGGCGGUUUCAUCAUUUCAAGGAUGGAGAAUGUUCAUGUGGUAAUUAUUGGUGAAUAUUUUUUUCUGCGGUCACAGCAGCAUGACUUCUGACAGUUGUUCGUGAGGUCCCUGACUCAAACAGAGGGAUUGAAUAUGAAUCCAGGAGAAUCCGAGAAUGGACUAAUUCAGAUUGCUGGCAAAGUCGUGGAGAAACUUGGCAUUUCAUGAGGGACAUGUCAGUUGUGAUCUUAUAUUUGAUCCAUUAAGAUCAUAUUCAUAAAUAGCUGACAUAUUGAUGUGUUUAAUGGUACAAUGGGUAUCAAGGUUACAGGGCUGUCAAUGAUUAUCUUCCACAAAUCCCUUUUAGUUUCAGGUUCUGUACUGAUGUUAUAUUGAGUGACUAAAUGGUGAAGGAGAAGCUCAAUCAGCAAUGGGAACUUUUGGGGGGUUGGACGUCACAUGAGAUUUUCGGUCGUUUUCACAACGCUGGUAUAGCUGAACAUCCGCACAGUUUUUCUUUUGUUAAAAUAACCCUUUUCCCCUCAUUUUGCAAGAAUGAACCACUUUAGGAUCUGUGCACUCUGCAGGCCAGAUAAUCGGUAAUGAGCCUUUAGAUCCUGUUUUUAGGGAACAAGAAACAGAUGGCUUGUUUGAGUGAAUUCCCAAGCAAUUUUGCUGCACCAUCCAUUAAAGCCAAUACAUUAAAGACUAUGGUAACUAUCAAAUAUUAUGUUUUACUUCCAACUUCUUGCUAGUUAGAGAAAAAGAGAAACAUUUGCACUCCGCAACUUUGUCUUUUCUUCCCAUUAGCAGAGACAUAAGGAAACAUUUACACCACUAUAUUGUCACAUGGAUCUAAAUUAUAAUACUAAGAUAGAUUGAUCGAUAUUGUUGUAUGUAAAACAUGAAUUUUUGUAAAUGUAGAUCUAAAUUAUAACAAUGCUGAAACAUGGAUCUAAAUUAUAACAAUAUAGAUCGAUCCACAUUAUGUACAUGAAUUGUCUUUGCAUAAUCUGUAAGGCUCAGAAAUUUAUGUUUCAUUUAUUUUAUAAAGUAUCUGAGUGGAGAGAUGACAUUCAUUGUUACCGUAAAAGUUCAAAAAUUUUAACACCGAAGUUCCUCGAUAUUAUUAAAGAUGGGUUCAACUAUUGUGAUGUCUACAUGGCUUAAUAACAUAGUACGGUAUUUGUUUCAUGUAACACCUACGUAGUACUAGAAGUAAAACUAAAAAUGAGAACACCGAUAGAACCACAUCUCAAUAUUAUCGAAGAGUUCUAAAAAAAAAUUAUCGAAGGACCCCUCAAUAUUGUCAAAGGACUCGGUUUGCUCCGGUCCUAAAAGUUAGGAUACACUUUAUACCGGGUUUAACUAUUAAAGGACUUGGUGAUAUUAGAAGUUACUUCCUCCGUAUGAAAAAAAAGAUUGAAUUACACACAGCCAUGCCACAAAACAUAUCAGGUUCCACAUCCACGGGCCUGCGCCGACCAGCCUGUGAAGGUACACAGCGCACGAGGCCAACGUCCUCAUGCUGCGCGCCGGUCCGACCAUAUGACGGUAGGCAGUUGAGAGUUGAGACAGUUCAGCUGUUGCCCGGUGGCCAACGUUCACGAGCAGUUCAGCUACGUAUCUCAACAGGACUA
Messenger RNA from Oryza sativa Japonica Group (Japanese rice), 5045 nucleotides. Its product is annotated as pentatricopeptide repeat-containing protein At1g25360. Gene Ontology annotation, molecular function: protein binding; RNA binding; zinc ion binding. The record is from RefSeq and is a predicted model, not a curated record. Lineage: Eukaryota; Viridiplantae; Streptophyta; Magnoliopsida; Poales; Poaceae. Gene Ontology annotation, biological process: RNA modification. Gene Ontology annotation, cellular component: intracellular membrane-bounded organelle.